CCGCCUGUCUUGCCGAGCCUGUUCCCGGAAGUGCAUCUACUUGUCUCCAGCGAGAUGGCUUCAAGGUUACUUCGGGGAGUGGGCGCUCUGGCGGCUCAGGCUCUGAGGGCCCGCGGGCCCCAUGGCGCGGUUGCGACGCGCUCCAUGGCUUCUAGAGGUGGUGGUGUUCCUACUGAUGAGGAGCAGGCUACAGGGCUGGAGAGGGAGAUCAUGAUAGCCUCAGAGAAGGGACUGGAUCCGUACAAUAUGCUACCUCCGAAGGCAGCUUCAGGCACCAAGGAAGAUCCUAAUUUAGUCCCGUCCAUCAGCAACAAGCGGAUAGUGGGCUGCAUCUGUGAAGAGGACAACUGUACCGUCAUCUGGUUUUGGCUGCAUAAAGGCGAGACUCAGCGGUGCCCAAGCUGUGGAACCCAUUAUAAGCUGGUGCCCCACCAACUGGCCCACUGAGCCCUGCGUUAACUUUUCAGAAUGUGAUGGAAAACUUCCCUCCAAUAAACUAGCCGUUGUAUUGGCUCCUCCCAUA
Microtus oregoni (creeping vole) is the source of this 523-nucleotide messenger RNA. RefSeq names its product cytochrome c oxidase subunit 5B, mitochondrial. Lineage: Eukaryota; Metazoa; Chordata; Mammalia; Rodentia; Cricetidae. The coding region runs from base 55 to 447 and encodes 130 amino acids. Gene Ontology annotation, cellular component: mitochondrial envelope. The record is from RefSeq and is a predicted model, not a curated record. Gene Ontology annotation, biological process: mitochondrial electron transport, cytochrome c to oxygen. The transcript has 4 exons.